GCGGAGUGAGGGCAGAAAACGACGCCAUGAGGACCCUGAGAAGAGCCAGGUGACAUGCCGUUCAUUAUAAGGGGAAGACCCCGGAGUGGGGCACAGUAUGCCAGCAACAAAAGGACCACUCCCUCCGCUGAUCCCUGGUCAGAGAACUACACCCAUCUGCACCAUCCACCUGAGCCCCUGCAGGCCCCGCCCAGCACGGGGAGGCCCGUCGGCUCCUGUUCUGGCCUCCUCGGCAGUCAGGACCCCGGUGACCCUGUUACCGGGGUCAGCUCGGUCAUCGCUUGGCAUGCCGCCAUUAGCGCUGCUCGCCAAGCGCAGGGCGAUGAUGAAAAGCCCGACAUGAGGCCACAGCCCUCAGUUUGCACCACUGUACCAGCUCCUGCAGGUUCACUGGCGCAAAGGAAGAGGCAGCAGUACGCCAAAAGCAAAAAGCAGGGAGGAUCCACCAACAGCAGGCCGCCCCGAGCUCUGUUCUGCCUCACCCUCAACAACCCGAUCCGCAGGGCCUGCAUCAGCCUGGUGGAGUGGAAACCAUUUGAUAUAUUUAUACUGCUGUCUAUUUUUGCCAACUGUGUGGCCUUAGCCAUCUACAUCCCCUUCCCUGGAGACGACUCCAACUCUACCAACCAAGAACUGGAAACAGUAGAAUAUGCCUUCCUGAUCAUUUUCACUAUAGAGACAUUUCUGAAGAUUAUUGCCUACGGCCUGGUCAUGCACCAAAACUCCUACGUCAGAAACGGCUGGAACAUGCUGGACUUUGUCAUCGUCAUAGUGGGGUUGUUCAGUGUGGUUCUAGAGAUGAUAACCAAAGACGCUGACUCGGGUGGCCAAUCUGGAGGAAAACCCGGGGGCUUUGAUGUCAAGGCCCUCCGAGCCUUUCGCGUGCUACGACCCCUCCGCCUUGUCUCUGGAGUUCCUAGUUUACAGGUCGUUUUAAACUCCAUUAUUAAAGCCAUGGUUCCCCUGCUCCACAUCGCUCUGCUGGUCCUCUUUGUCAUUAUCAUCUAUGCCAUCAUUGGACUGGAGCUCUUCAUUGGCAAAAUGCACGCCACAUGCUACAUGAGACAAACAGGUGUCCUCGCGGAAGAGGAGGCCACGCCAUGUGCGGUGUCUGGUCAUGGCCGCCACUGUUUGCUCAAUGGUACAUUUUGCAGAGAGGGCUGGCAAGGACCCAACAACGGUAUCACAAACUUCGACAACUUUUUGUUCGCCAUGCUCACUGUGUUCCAGUGCAUCACCAUGGAGGGCUGGACCGACGUUCUCUACUGGAUGAAUGACGCAAUGGGCUUCGAGCUGCCGUGGGUCUACUUUGUCAGUCUGGUCAUCUUUGGAUCCUUCUUUGUUCUCAACUUGGUUUUGGGAGUGUUGAGUGGAGAGUUUUCCAAAGAGCGAGAGAAGGCCAAGGCUCGGGGAGAUUUCCAGAAGCUACGAGAGAAGCAGCAGUUAGAGGAAGACCUGAAAGGAUACCUGGACUGGAUCACGCAGGCAGAGGACAUCGACCCCGAGAACGAUGAGGAGGGAGACGAGGAGGGCAAGCGUAACCCGAGCAUGCCCAGUGAGACAGAGUCGGCGAACACGGAGAAUCACAAUGGAGAGGAUAAAAAAUCGCCCUGCUGUGGGCCGCUGUGUCAAAAAAUAUCUAAGUCAAAGUUCAGUCGUCAGUGGAGGCGGUGGAACCGUUUCUGCCGCAGAAAGAGUCGAACAGCCGUGAAAUCUGUGACGUUUUAUUGGCUGGUGAUCCUCUUGGUGUUCCUCAACACUCUCACCAUCGCCUCUGAGCACUACAACCAGCCAGACUGGCUGACGGAAGUACAGGAUGUAGCCAACAAAGUUCUCCUGGCGAUGUUCACGUUGGAGAUGCUGGUGAAGAUGUACAGUUUGGGCUUGCAGGCAUACUUUGUGUCCCUAUUUAACCGCUUUGACUGUUUCGUGGUGUGCGGAGGCAUCGUAGAGACCAUCCUGGUGGAGCUGGCCGUCAUGUCUCCGCUGGGCAUCUCUGUAUUCCGUUGCGUACGACUUCUAAGGAUCUUUAAAGUCACACGUCAUUGGGCGUCUCUCAGUAACCUGGUGGCGUCUCUGCUAAACUCCAUGAAGUCCAUCGCCUCCCUGUUGCUGCUGCUCUUUCUCUUCAUCAUUAUUUUCUCCCUGCUCGGCAUGCAGCUAUUUGGGGGAAGGUUCAAUUUUGACGAGACUGUGACCAAAAGGAGCACGUUUGAUAACUUCCCCCAGGCCCUGCUCACUGUGUUCCAGAUCUUGACAGGAGAAGACUGGAAUACAGUGAUGUAUGACGGCAUCAUGGCGUACGGUGGACACGCCUCUUCUGGAAUGGUGGUCUGCAUUUACUUCAUCAUUCUCUUCAUCUGCGGAAACUACAUCCUGCUGAAUGUUUUCUUGGCCAUCGCUGUUGAUAACCUGGCAGACGCAGAGAGCCUCAAUACAGCACAGAAGGAGGAAGAGGAGGCCAAGAAGAGGAAGAAUAGCAUCAAAGAAGCAAGCAUAGCCAAGAAGAGAGUUGCUAUAAUAGACAUCAAGGAUGGAGAUACCAAGGAGCCAGCAGAGGCUUUGCUGGAGGAGGACAAGGAGACGUAUCCUGCCAUCAACACUCCAGGUGGCGAUGAAGAAGAUAAUGAAAACCUUCCAGAAGUCCCGUUGGGGCCCCGCCCCCUGAGGCUGUCUGAACUCACCAUCAAAGAAAAGACUCUGCCCAUCCCAACGGGAAGCGCUUUCUUCAUCUUCAGCAGCACUAACCCGUUUCGUGUUUUCUGCCAUAAACUGAUCAACCAUCACAUCUUCACCAAUCUCAUCCUGGUCUUCAUCAUGCUCAGCUCCGUCUCUCUGGCUGCUGAGGACCCCAUUCGCAACUUCUCUGCUCGCAAUACCAUACUUGGUUAUUUUGACUAUGCUUUCACCGCAAUCUUUACUGUUGAGAUCCUGUUGAAGAUCCUAGGCUAUGCAGACUAUGUCUUCACUAGUAUGUUUACAUUUGAGAUCCUUAUUAAGAUGACAGCGUUCGGAGCUUUUCUUCACAAAGGGGCGUUCUGUAGAAACUACUUCAACCUUUUAGACCUGCUGGUCGUUGGCGUGUCUCUAGUAUCCUUCGGCAUUCAGUCCUCUGCUAUCUCAGUUGUGAAGAUUCUCCGUGUUUUGAGAGUCCUUCGUCCACUCAGGGCCAUCAACAGAGCCAAGGGACUAAAGCACGUGGUCCAGUGUGUGUUUGUGGCCAUCAGGACCAUCGGCAACAUCAUGAUCGUCACCACGCUGCUGCAAUUCAUGUUCGCCUGUAUAGGAGUGCAGCUCUUUAAGGGUAAAUUUUAUCGUUGCGCCGAUGAUGCAAAGUCCAGCCCAGAAGAAUGCAAAGGUAACUACAUUAUCUACAACAACGGGGACACAGCGCUGCCCAUGGUGAAGGAGAGGAUCUGGUACAACAGCGACUUCAACUUUGACAAUGUCCUCAUGGCCAUGAUGGCUCUUUUCACCGUCUCCACUUUCGAAGGAUGGCCCACUCUGCUCUACAAGGCCAUCGACUCUCACAAGGAGAACAUGGGUCCGAUCUACAACUACCGCAUCGAGAUCUCCAUCUUUUUCAUCAUCUACAUCAUCAUCAUCGCCUUCUUCAUGAUGAACAUCUUUGUCGGUUUCGUCAUUGUUACCUUUCAGGAGCAAGGGGAGAAGGAGUACAAGAACUGUGAGCUCGAUAAGAACCAGCGUCAGUGCGUGGAAUAUGCUCUUAAAGCUCGUCCUCUGCGCCGCUACAUACCCAAAAACCCUUACCAGUACAAGUUCUGGUAUGUGGUCAACUCUACUGGCUUUGAGUACGUCAUGUUUGUCCUAAUCAUCCUCAACACCUUGUGUCUGGCCAUUCAGCACCAUGGUCAGUCUCAUCUGUUUAACUAUGCCAUGGACAUCCUCAACAUGGUCUUCACAGGGGUUUUCACUGUGGAGAUGAUCCUCAAACUCAUCGCCUUUAAACCCAGAGGCUAUGUUGGGGACGCCUGGAACGUCUUUGAUGCUCUGGUCGUGAUUGGAAGUGUAGUCGACAUCAUACUGAGCCAGAACUAUUUUGCUGAUGCAUGGAACACGUUUGAUGCCUUAAUUGUUGUGGGUAGCGUGGUUGACAUUGCCAUCACUGAGAUCAAUUCGACAGCCAUUCCAGUCGUCAAGGUGAUAGUGGAGCCCGGGAACACAGAGGACAGCGCUCGUAUCUCCAUCACCUUCUUCCGCCUGUUCAGAGUGAUGCGAUUGGUCAAACUUCUGAGCAGGGGGGAGGGCAUCAGGACUCUGCUGUGGACCUUCAUCAAGUCCUUCCAGGCUCUCCCCUAUGUUGCACUCCUGAUAGCCAUGCUGUUCUUCAUCUAUGCUGUAAUUGGGAUGCAGGUGUUUGGAAAAAUAGCCAUGGUGGAUGGGACACAAAUCAACCGCAACAACAACUUUCAAACUUUUCCUCAAGCUGUCCUGAUGCUCUUCAGGUGUGCCACAGGAGAGGCCUGGCAGGAGAUCAUGCUGGCCUGUCUGCCGGGGAAACUGUGUGAUCCAGAGUCGGAAUACAACUCCGGAGAGGAGAAAACCUGCGGCAGCGGCUUCGCCAUCAUCUACUUCAUCAGCUUCUACAUGCUCUGUGCUUUCCUGAUCAUCAACCUGUUUGUUGCUGUCAUCAUGGAUAACUUUGACUAUCUGACCCGCGAUUGGUCCAUUCUGGGACCGCAUCACCUGGAUGAGUUCAAAAGGAUCUGGUCUGAAUACGACCCUGAAGCAAAGGGCAGGAUUAAGCACCUUGACGUGGUGACUCUGCUCAGGAGGAUCCAGCCUCCGCUGGGCUUUGGCAAGCUCUGUCCUCACAGAGUGGCCUGUAAGCGUCUGGUGGCAAUGAACAUGCCCCUCAACAGUGACGGGACGGUCAUGUUUAAUGCCACCUUGUUCGCUCUAGUCCGCACUGCUCUCAAGAUUAAAACCGAAGGUAACCUGGAGCAAGCCAAUGAGGAGCUCAGAGCUGUGAUAAAGAAGAUCUGGAAGAGGACGAGCAUGAAGCUGCUGGACCAAGUGGUGCCCCCAGCAGGCGAUGACGAGGUAACAGUGGGGAAGUUCUAUGCCACAUUCCUGAUACAGGACUACUUCAGGAAGUUUAAGCGGCGCAAAGAGCAAGGUCUUGUAGGAAGGCGCUCGUGGGAAAAGCUGAACACAACCAUGGCUCUUCAGGCUGGCCUGCGCACGCUGCAUGACAUCGGACCAGAGAUCCGUCGAGCCAUAUCAUGUGACCUGCAAGGGGCGGGGCUAGUAGAGGCUGAUGGAGAGGAAGAAGAGGAUAUAUACAGGCGUAACGGAGGCCUUUUUGGUAACCAUGUCAACCACGUGGGUGCAGAUCAGCAAGGCUACUCUCACCCGACCACCGCCACCCAGCGGCCACUACAGAUCUUGCCCUUUUCCUGCGGGGGCUCCACCGGGCCAACCCAAACAGGCAGGAGGGCCAGCGAGGGCGACGCAGGAGAGGAGACGGAGAUGAACUCUUCACCUAUCCAGUACAACCAUCAUUAUCACUCCCCCCAUCCGUAUAAUAACCCCCACUGUAUUCCCACCUGCCAUCAAUCGCCAAUCCCCUCCAAUGCCAACCUCAACAACGCCAACGUACCCUCGCUUCUCUCCAUGGCCAAUGGGAGGCAGCAGAAGUGUUUGUUAGGGCGAGACCGUCCGUCCUCUGCCAAAAACCGGUCAUCAGUGUCCACCUACAGCAGAGGAGUACACAACAAGCUUUGGAAGUCACACUCGAGCAGGACACGCUACUAUGAGGCCUACAUUAGGUCAGAGAGCAGCAGUGGGCUCUACCCCACCAUUCGUCGAGAGGAGUCAGGGGGCGGAGACAGCGAUGAAGAGCGAGGCUCGGGAGAGUACUUUAGUGGGGAGGAGUUUCAAGAAGACGACAUCAUGGUCACAAAGGACAGAUUGUUCAACAGGGACCAGCGUGAUGCAGAGGCAGACCUUGACCACAUGGUUUCCAGGGGCGACCAACAGCCUGAUGGUUACUUUGACGAUGACCAACAGCCGAUCUACCAAGACGACAGGCGGUCACCCAGGAGAUGGCUCUUACCCUCGCCUCAAGCCUGCACAAGACCAACAUUCAGUUUUGAGUGUCUUCGUAGAAGAAGUAGUCAGGAUGAUGCUCCUCUCUCUCCAUCCUGCACAGCUCUUCCACUGCACCUUGUACAUCAACAGGUGAUGGCGGUGGCCGGUCUCGAUGCCAGCAGAAUUCACCGCCGGUCUCCGACGCGAUCGCUCCGCUCCUGGGUCACGCCUCCUGCCUCGCCCAUCAACAGGGACUGCUCGCCCUGCUACACACCUCUCAUACAGGUGGACUGGCGUAGUCACGGCAGCGUGGGUAGCCUCCCCGGAGCGGUGAUGAAGAGGAGUUCGUGGUAUACAGACGGCCAUGACGGUCCUCCCAGCCGCAGUCUCUCUCCGUCCCGCCUGCAGCUGCCAGCAGAGUGCUGCUCUCACUUCCUGCAGAAUAGAGGAAGCGCUAUCAGUGUGGUGGAGGCUGUGUUGAUCUCCGAGGGUCUUGGGAAAUAUGCCAAGGACCCCAAGUUUGUGACAGCGACACAAACGAAAAUCGCAGACGCCUGCGAGAUGACCAUCGAUGAGAUGGAGAGCGCCGCCAGUAACCUGCUGAACGGCAGUAUAGGUAGCUGCAGCACAGGGGCCACGAGCAGCGAGGGCUCGGACUCGCAGGCCGCCUCGCAGCUCAGAGACAGCAGCAUCCGGGACUACAGCGAUGAGGAGCCCUGCGUGGCUCUGAAAUGUGAAGAGGACCUAACAGAUGAGAUGAUAUGCAUCACAUCACCUAUAGCAGCGGCUCACAUGGGAUUAUUUAGGUUUUUUCAAUUGAAUUUCUACAACCAAUCCACAGUGAGGGGAUGUCUCAGUUCAGGAGCAUCCUGGGGAAAAUGUAAAAUAUGGGGGGAUAAGAGAACAAAGUGCCUUGUUUUUCUCUUUCUGUGGAGUGGAGACGCAAGAGAGGAACAGAUGGUUGUAUGGGAGAGCUGAGAUUCAGUCAGAAAAUAUUGAAGCCAGAGAGACUCGACCUUUUCACCAGCCUGCCGGUCAUUUAGCAGGAAUUCGGGAUACCCCUUAAGGUGUUUGAUUUUGUUAUUUUCUUCAUUAUUAGCGGUUGUUUGAAACAACAGAAUAACCUGCCAGCCUCGCAAAGCCAGCCCAAGCUCAUAAGUUAGUUUUCCCAAAAACAUACUUUGAGAAAGAGCUGCACACCUUGGUAAAAUACUGGAAGUUAAUGUACUUGGUUAUUCAUAUUAUUUGUUUUGCCUCUGUACUACAGUGCAUUGUUUUUCAAAUUAAACAGCAACUUUGAUGGCUUUAAUUUGAGGAGUUUUGCAUAUUGAGUGAACAAUAGCGGGAUUGUUCUGAUGCGUAAUCCAAAAGUUGUGGGAACAUGUUUAAAACAAGAACAGUUUUCCUACAACAUAAAACUGUGUCACACUGAUGUUUGAAAGAGUAACGCUGGCUUUGCAAAGCUGCUUUUGUCCUGCUGCAAAAUGUCUUGUCCUGAGUCCUUGUUUUCAGAUGGGUGUUUCAUGUCAUGUAUAUAACGCGUGAUUUUAUAAAAAAAUAACCUUUAGUGGUCACGAUAAGAGACCCUGGUUAUUCACAUUACAUUCUGGCCUCCUAUGUCUUGAAUUAACCACAUAAAAGUUGAAUAAAACAAUUAUAUUUUUAUUUUGUUAAUGUAUUUCAGGCUAUUGUUAGUGCAGAGCUACACUCAGGCUGAUCUGAGUCCAGAUGUUUCAGGGUUAAGCAUUGCUCGUCUCGGUACUUGACUUGAAAAGGAGAUCACAUAUCACAGAAUAAAGACUUUGUCCUCAGGCAUAUCCUUCUGUUCACACGUGCACAAUGAUCUGAAACACAGAAACUGUGUGUAUAUAAUACUCUUCGCCCUUUACAGCAACAACAGAGAAUUAAUGUACCCCAUUUUACUUGCUUAAAUACUUUAAACACCCUUAAAAUAGAGGAAGAUAUGGUUGUUAGUAACUGUUCCAUUGUGAUCCUUAAAGGGGCCCUGCAUGCCUUUUUGGGGGUUUCUCAUUCCCGUAGUGUGUUGUAUAGGUUUGUGUGCAUGUAAAUGUCUGCAAAGGCUAAAAUCCCAAAGUUUCCCUCAUGCUUCUAUUGGCUAGCGUUUCCAACACAUUGUAACGUGAUAGGCUAAUGGGCGGGACGUCCAUAAGCGUCUGAAAAAUCACAACAGUGCCGGCAAGCUAACCAAUCAGAGCAGACUGGGCUCUGGUUUCAGACAGAGGGUGAAAAGACCGGGCAGGUAGUAUGAAAACAAAGCCACUUUUUGAACAUUAUAGCAUGUAACAUGUCACACUUACAAUAACAUUUAUAAACCUGAAAAUUAGCAUAAUAGGGCCCUUUAAUUUGUAUUCCGAGCCCCCUUAAAGACUAUGAGGAGAGACCAUUUCAUUGUUAGAAACUCAGCCAUAAAUACGCAAUGAAAAUAGGACAAACAUCAGAUAAUACUGUAGAGGAGUUGUUUUACUUUAUGACGUAAAAGCUGAUGAUACACAUUAGUCUGGUACGUUACACAUGCUGAAUUAGGCUUUCAAGUAGGAAUCUGUUUUUAGAUUACUCAUCUAGACAAGGAAAACUAAUAAUCCAGAGAUUCAUGCCUGACUCAUUCAAAUAUUGCUGACAUGUUAGUUUCACCUACUGAGGAAAUGAUGAUAAUAAACAAUGAAUUCCUCCUCAGGCAUUUGAGACCUUGAGUCAAUUCACGCACAUAGAUUUCAAGGUUUGACCAGAUAUUGGACAUUUGUGACUCACUGACAGUGUACAUUUUGAACAACAUAACAGAACUCCGCUAAAACAAAUUUAAUUCUUUGUGUGUGUCUUUUGACUGAAAUUAUGUCAGCUCCUGCAAUGUAUUCCUAUUUAUUUUUCAACACUUAUGCGAGUGCUCACAAGUCUAAAACAGCUGCUGUCUGUGAAGGGAACCUACAUAACCUUCUUGUAGAUUAAAAACAACAUGUAUAUUUGCUACAGCACUAACCAGUCUUUUUUCUACCACUGCCAACCGUAACAAGGUCUUCAGGUGUACUUUUACAAACUACCAUGGUUUGUGGCUGCUGGGCUAUCUACUUUUUUCCUUCAAUAUAAUACUGUUGUCAGGGCAACAUGUGUAAUGUGCAACCAAAGGGCUCUUUCAAAUAUAAAACCAAAAGCAAGAGAUUGUUAAGUGCAUUUAAACGCAUAUUCAAUUAUUAUUCCAGAUUUGUUUCCAUUAUUUAUAUGUUGUCAAAAAGUAUGCAGAUCAUUGUGUACAAUGAUGACAAAAAGGGUUCAUGCUUAUACUGGGAAGUUAUUUUCUUUAUAGUCAAUAAACAUACAGGUGAAUUUAACCUGAGCUUUAUAUGAACUGUAAAUGCACUCAUGUCUUGAUUGGCCAACACUGCAGAUACAUAUGACAUUUACCAACUGCAUGUCAAUUGUGUUUAACUAAGAAUUAAUGACUCAUUCUAAUUGUUAUUACCUCUGUGACUAUCCGGAUGUGUUGGUUAAAAUGUCAGGGAAACUGUCGCAGUGUUUGAUUGACAGGUGAACAAGAAGCAGUGAAAACUAAACAACCAACAUCAGAAAAAAACGAAACAAGAAUUACAUUUAAAAUCUAUUUAUUUUCCCUAAUGCAACCAGGACUAUUCAGACCUACAAAUAAAUGUUUAAAGUAAUUAAGAUCACGUUAAAAGCCAUAUUACUCACAUGCUUUAGGGAGAAAUCUGUACAUUUGCUGCACCUAGGAAUACUCAUCUGGCUGUUGUGGGAAUCAAACCUGUUCCAUUCAUUACAGAACAAACCAAAACAUUUAGUUAAUUCAGUGUUUGAGACAACCACGCCACCAGAAAAUAUAAUCAUCUGCUGCUUAUUCAUCUAUUCAGUUCCAUUUAGACUUAACAAAAGAAGCAUUGUGACAAAAACCAACACCAGAGCAUCGUUGUCCCAACUGAAGGCUUUAUUAUUUUCUACUGUUCCACUGCCAUACAAAUGUCCAUGGAAUCACAACAUGUAUACAAUCUGUACAGUGUGUGUAAAAAAACAAAGUGAUUACAGAUUCUGCUUUCUACCCAUUUGUUGUAUGGAAAUUAAACAAUAUAGCUCUAUCUACUUGUAGCAUAAGUUCUAGUACCUUAUAGAUUUUGUACCAAUGAAAAUCAAACACCCUGUUUUGUACAUUUUAAUUCUUGACGAUGAACCUGCUGAGAUUUUUCACUGAAUAAAGUCAAGAGGAUAAAGUUA
This is a messenger RNA of Gymnodraco acuticeps, 10290 nucleotides long. RefSeq names its product calcium channel, voltage-dependent, L type, alpha 1D subunit, b (gene cacna1db). The record is from RefSeq and is a predicted model, not a curated record. NCBI's taxonomy places the organism in Eukaryota, Metazoa, Chordata, Actinopteri, Perciformes, Bathydraconidae. Gene Ontology annotation, molecular function: high voltage-gated calcium channel activity. Gene Ontology annotation, cellular component: membrane; voltage-gated calcium channel complex. Gene Ontology annotation, biological process: calcium ion import across plasma membrane.